Molecule: messenger RNA, 1872 nt
Organism: Diaporthe amygdali
Lineage: Eukaryota; Fungi; Ascomycota; Sordariomycetes; Diaporthales; Diaporthaceae
Product: cutinase g-box binding protein
Exons: 2
Coding region: 1-1872 (623 amino acids)
Biological process (GO): regulation of transcription by RNA polymerase II
Molecular function (GO): DNA-binding transcription factor activity, RNA polymerase II-specific; RNA polymerase II cis-regulatory region sequence-specific DNA binding
Source: RefSeq, a predicted model, not a curated record
AUGGAAUCCAUGAUGGCUCAGCAAGCAAUGGCUCCGGCCUUCUUCUACUACAGCCCAGACCCCAACCCAGAGAACAGGCAUCACGGGCACUUCAUCCCUCACCCUCAACCCCAAUCACACCACGCCCACCCCUACGCACACCACGCAGUGCCUCAACAGAUGCAGAUGUUCCCUCAGGUGCCGGUGCUCCCAUCGACACCACUGCCUUCGACACCAGGCUUCUCCCGACCCAGCUCCUCAUGCUCACAGCCACCCAUGCACACCCAAGGGAAGCACAGCUUCACCAGCGCUCCCCAGCAACAGGUGCUCACCCCUCAGGCAUCCCCAGUGCGGGUUCACCAGGCGCUCCACAGGCCAACGAUCGUCCUGGACACGGUCAAGUUCGACGAGACAGAUGGCAUGUGCUACCCUCAGACGCCACCACUGUCUGCCGCGGGCAGCGUGAUGGGCAGCCCUGGCAGCUGUGACAUGCUGGCGACCCCUCUCAACCCGAUGUUCUCGGGCCUCGAGGGCACCCCAAUGGGCAUCAAGGAGGAAGUCGAUGUUCUGCCCGUUGAGCAGUUCCCGAUGCUGGAGUGGAACACAUGCUCCUCGCCGCCAAUGACACCAAUGUACCUGCCCCAGCAGUCGCCAUACCAGGGACACGUACAGUUGCACAGCCAGGUUCAAGCUCAGGCACAGGCCGCCCAACCCCAGUACUGCGCAUCCGCACCCGCGUCCCCUGCUCCUGGCCACCAGUCCGACCUUGCCAUCACCAGCUCGUCCGUUUCGUGCCCAUCUCUUUCUCCCUGCCCUUCGCCCUACGCCGCUUCGGAGCAGGGCCUCGACUUCUGCGAUCCUCGCAACCUGACCGUCGGCACCGUCAACCCCACCCUUGCACCCGAGUUCUCCGCCCUGCCCACCUUGUGCGCCGGUGACAACGAGGAGAACGACCUUGUGCUCCGGGGCGACGCAUACGGCCAGCAACAAACAUCCCCUGCAAUUUCGCAACACGCCUCCACCUCUUUCGCCGAGGUCACUCCCCCGGUUCCCAACGGUCUGCCAAUCUUUGACGACUUCUCCGACCUCGACUCCGAGGACAACUUCGUCAACGGCCUCGUCAACCUUGGCGAGCAGCAAGCCCAGGCGAGGUCGCGAUCCAGCUCGGGAGUUACCUCGCACAGUUUCUCUGAGUACUCCGAGUACUCCGAGUCCUUCGGCAUGCCUUCUCCCCCAGACUCGGCUGCAAGCAGCAGCGACGGUCACCGUCAAAAGCGAAUCAAGACGGAAGGCGCUGCAGACUCUGAGCAGGGCAGCUCCGAGCCUCAGCAGACCCCCGAGCACCAGAACCAGAGUGGCAGCGCCGCCCCAGAGUCAACCACUCCCAACUGUGGCUCCUCUGGCGCUUCCGACAAUGGCAGCACCCCUCAGGUUCCCCCCUCAGGGCCCAACCGUCGUGGACGUAAGCAGUCCCUGACCGAGGACCCCUCGAAGACCUUCAUCUGCGAGCUUUGCAACCGCCGCUUCCGCCGACAAGAACACCUGAAGCGCCACUACAGGUCCCUCCACACUCAUGAUAAGCCCUUUGAGUGCAACGAGUGUGGCAAGAAGUUCUCGCGCUCAGACAACCUCACCCAGCAUGCACGCACCCAUGGCUCUGGAGCCAUCGUCAUGAACUUGAUUGACGACCCAAACAUGGCUGCCGCUUACGGCCACCCGCCACCAGGCAUGUCUUACGCCCCUGCAAUGGCUGGACCACCAGGCCCUGAGGAGUACAGCCACUUCGGCAAGGUUCUCUUCCAGGUGGCUUCGGAGAUUCCCGCCAAUGGCAGCGACAUGUCGUCGAACGAUGAGGACAGCAACGGCAAGAAGAAGAGGAAGCGUUCUGACUAA